This is a messenger RNA of Brassica napus (rape), 2200 nucleotides long. Its product is annotated as nonsense-mediated mRNA decay factor SMG7. The record is from RefSeq and is a predicted model, not a curated record. The coding region runs from base 1316 to 1672 and encodes 118 amino acids. The transcript is spliced from 5 exons. NCBI's taxonomy places the organism in Eukaryota, Viridiplantae, Streptophyta, Magnoliopsida, Brassicales, Brassicaceae.
UGGACUGCUUUACGUUUUAACAGAUUCAUGAUUAUCAUAAUAAUCACCGAGAGAUUCCUAUCGUUAAUUCAUUCCCUUGAGUUGAUGAAUAAUGAAAGUGUAUUCACAAGAUCAAAUGUUCCUUUUCAGGUUCUUUCUUCUUUCUCAAGUUUUUUCAAUUUUUUUUUAAGAACCUACUUAAGAAACUUGCAAUGGAGGACACAAAUUUAGGUGUUUCUUAACUAAAGUUUUUAACACAAAUUUAUUACUAAACAAUUGAUUAAGAGACCCUAAUGGGUUCUAGGGAUAAAGAUGCUCUAACAAUAUUAUGUGUGAGAAAUUGCAAUGUGUUAUCAUCACAGAUUAGUAGUUUAGUUUUGUUAAGUGAGAAAGUUGUAAGAAUAUUAUUCGGUUACAAAUUUUAAUAGAAAGCCUCACAGUUCAAAAAGAAAUAUUAUUCGGUUACAAGAAGGUCGUAACGAGGAACUGAAGUAAGAACCUACCUAGUCCAGAAUUAAAUAGGCCAUGGAGCAGGAGGGACAUACCAGCUGUUGCUGAUGUGGAGUACUGUGAUUGGUGGGAUUGAUUUAAAUACGACUUAAAGUUUUUCUUGACCCGACUCGUGACUUUCUCCGACAUUCAUGACCCAAUCCAUCCACAGUUUCUCUCUCAUAAACACAAACACAAACACAAGUACUAGGUGGAAAGCAAUGGCCCUUCCUCUUUUUCCUCCCUACAUCUCGCGGCGGAGGCACGGAGGAAUCAUGCGGCGGCUGAUCGGUGGCACUGUUGUUAAUUAUUAUUCAAUUUCUAUUCAAGGUUGUGUGUGAAAUAACCUUGAAGGAUUUGAAUGGAUGAUGACUUUGCAGAUGGAUAAGAAUAUUCGAUAAGACUGUUGAGUUAGAAAUCAAGCGUGCUCACCCUCGGAAUCCUUCUGAUCCAAAUCCGUGGCAGCAGAUUCGUGAAAAUUUUAUGAAGCAAUCAUUCUUGAAGACCACACGUUUCCGAGGAGCACAACAUGGAGUUUACUCUGUGGCAGCUGCAUUACAAAAGGAUUGAAGACUUUCAGUGCUGUCCUGGCUCCUAGUAACCCGAGUGUGGCUCAAAAUUCAAAGGGUCCAUCUAGGCCUGACAGGGUCGCAAACCUCAAGCUGCAGUUCAGAACUUUCCUUUCAGAAGCAACAUGGGGUUUUACCAUGAAAACGAUCUUAAAAAUUAGAGCCAAGUAUGGGCUUCCCUUGGAUGGAAAGAAGAUAGCAGAAGUUCAGAAAGGCUUUGGUGUCUUGUCACCGUUGCUUUAUAUACCUUGGUGAUCUUGCUCGGUAUAAAGGAUUAUAUGGAGAGGGAGAUUCUAAGAACCGAGAGCAUGCUGCUGCGUCAAGUGGAAACCCACAUCAUCAGAAUCGUGCCCAAUUUGUUUACCGCUCCCAAAGACUCGUCUAGAAGGCCCACUGGUAAAAGAAGAGGUAAAGGCGGCGAUAAAGAUGCGGACGUGGUAGCUGUUCCUGAGAAGGAUAAAGUAACUAGCGCAGAUGAGAUGCUCAAAGCAUUCUGCGUUAAAUUUGUUCGUCUCAACGGGAUUCUUUUUACCCGAACAAGCCUCGAGACAUUCUCAGAUGUUCUUGGUUCCACUAGCAGCAGUCUACGAGAUCUGAUUUGGUCGAGCUUAACGGAAGAUAUGAUUUUUUGGUAAAGACACCAGUGACAGCGCACUUUUUAUUGUUAGGCUCGUAACGCUUCUUAUAUUCAGCGUCGAUAACUCGAAGAAAGACAAGGGAGGUCAGUCAUAUGCUAGAAACUCCUUAACAGCAAGUUUUGAGUUACUUGGACACGUAAUGGAGCAGUGUGCGCAUCAUCAUCUCAGGAGAGGUAUCUGAUGUCUCUAAGACGGUCAACGGGAAGCUGGCGACGGUGGUGGCCGAGGAUGGCCACAUCACCGGGGGUUAUUCGUCUUCUCCGGGAGUCUAUGUUGCCGGAAUAUACGGGCCGUUGGUGUUGAACGUUCUUCCAAAAGGGUCAGUUCCGGCGUCUGGGCCCAGCAAGAGAAUCAAUGCACGUCAAGACUUAAUACUAUAUUAGUCUCACCAUCCUCACGACUAAAAGUCAUGUAUGACAAAAGCCGUUUUCAAUUCUUAUAGAUAUUCUUUAUUUUUAAGAAAUGACUUUUUUUGCCGAGUUGUAAAUAUUAAAUUCUAUAGUUAAACCCAAAUUAUAUAGUCUA